This is a messenger RNA of Trypanosoma grayi, 316 nucleotides long. Its product is annotated as putative malic enzyme. The transcript has a single exon. Lineage: Eukaryota; Euglenozoa; Kinetoplastea; Trypanosomatida; Trypanosomatidae. The annotation marks the transcript as partial. The record is from RefSeq and is a predicted model, not a curated record. Gene Ontology annotation, biological process: malate metabolic process; pyruvate metabolic process. Gene Ontology annotation, cellular component: mitochondrion. Gene Ontology annotation, molecular function: malate dehydrogenase (decarboxylating) (NAD+) activity.
AUGCUUAGGCGGUCGUUGUUACUUGGCGGGGUCGUUGCACGACCUGUGCGCGGCGUGGAUUUUCUGCGCAACCGCUUCACAAACAAGUCUUCAGCGUUCACACGUGAGGAGCGUGAGCACCUGGGUGUUGUCGGUAUGCUGCCGCCAUCUGUGGAAUCAAUUGAUGAUCAAGUGGAGCGCUGCUGGGAACAAUUCAAGCGACUCAGUUCUCCUAUCAACCGGUAUCAGUUGCUGCGUGGCCUGCUGGACACCAAUGUCACCCUCUACUUUAAGGUUAUCCAGACACAUCUAAAGGAAACUCUUCCUGUAAUUUACA